UCGACUUCCACUUUUGCUCUAACUAUUAGUCGAAAAUAUAUAUUUUUUUUAAGGAUGAAAAUCAAAGUUAAGAUUCUUAAAGGUCAAGAGAUUACUAUAGAGGUCUCACAAACCGAACCAGUUUUGGCCGUGAAAAGAGUUGUUGCACAACAAAUGGACGUGCCAGUUGAAGCUCAAAGACUUGUAUUCAAAGGAAAAACUCUUACAGACAGCGGCUGCUUGCAUGAUCAUGGAGUCAAAGAAGGAGACAAAAUACAUUUGUUUGUCAAAAAAACAGCAGAGAUAAAACCCACAACUGCAGAGAGAGACUUCUGGCAUCACCUGAGAAUGUUAUUAAAAAAUCACUUUACAGAAGCUGAUGUAGAAAAAGUUAUCCAUAAGUCUAAGGAGGAUUUUGAUGUGUGGGUAAAGCAGCUGAGUCUCGAUGACAUAGAAAGAAUGGCAAAAGUACACUUGGAUGAACAGGCUUCCAACAGAUGAUAAUAUGACAAUGAGACCAAUAAUAUUAACUAGAUAACUCCAUCGAAAAGUUGGCCAAUUCAUUCUUGCUGUAAACACACUUAUAUUUGGCAAGCUUUGCAAAAAUUAUAUUGUAUUGAUGCAUGUUAUUUUCACAUUUUUUGAAGACUAAAAUAGUAACUCUUCAUCUCAGAACAAAAAAUAUAUCAAAAAGCAUCCUAGAACAUUUUUACAUUUUUGUUAAAAACAUGAAACUCUCUUUGAAUAUUAAUUAGCUGAUGCAAGUAGAGGACUUAGUAUAAGGCUAUAGCAAUAUAUAGCUUUAGUAUUACCAUACUAGUGGAUUAUUGCAAAUCCUUUYGUUCUGAUUUGCUACGCUACUCGGGUCUAUAUUUUCAAUAGUCCGUAUUUUUUAGCAAUAAACACUUUUAGCAAUAAACACUAUUUCAUCCGUUUUUUGUCCAACUUGUAUGGUAAUACUCAAACAAUAUUAGAUCUCUCGACCUCGUGGACUACAAGCUGAUAGACCAUUCGGCCUUCGGCCUUCGGACUCAUGGGCUAUCAGCUCGUAGGGCUUCCACUCGUCCUCCAGAUCUAAUUGUUAAAUAUUGCUCAGAAAACAACUUUUGAAAUACAUGUACUUUAAAGUUUUUCAAUCAUGUCUUAUUUUUAAAUCCAUUAAUUUUUCCACCUACACACACACACACAAAGAAAAAACUUGUAAUAAAUGCCCCUAGAGAGCAAGAGAGUGCAAUAAAUAGAAAUAAUGCUCUU
Exaiptasia diaphana is the source of this 1233-nucleotide messenger RNA. Its product is annotated as ubiquitin-like protein 4A. Bases 55 to 480 code for a protein of 141 amino acids. NCBI's taxonomy places the organism in Eukaryota, Metazoa, Cnidaria, Anthozoa, Actiniaria, Aiptasiidae. The transcript has 4 exons. Gene Ontology annotation, molecular function: protein binding. Gene Ontology annotation, biological process: post-translational protein targeting to endoplasmic reticulum membrane. The record is from RefSeq and is a predicted model, not a curated record.